Molecule: messenger RNA, 2669 nt
Organism: Carassius gibelio (silver crucian carp)
Lineage: Eukaryota; Metazoa; Chordata; Actinopteri; Cypriniformes; Cyprinidae
Product: sarcalumenin-like
Exons: 7
Coding region: 93-1955 (620 amino acids)
Molecular function (GO): GTP binding
Source: RefSeq, a predicted model, not a curated record
CGCCCCACCCCCAGACCCUCCGCAUGCCCUCUUGCCUCUCUCGGGGGGUAUAUAUAGCCUGAGAAGGGACCCGGGCAGUCCUGGCAGUCAAAAUGAGGCUUUUCAUCCCCGUCUGCUGCCUGCUGCCUCUACUGGCACUCGCCACUGCAGAUGCAGUGGAUUCUGAGACGGAGCCUCUUGUGCCGUUAAAGCUGAAGUCUGAAGGCGAGUUGUUCAACUGCUGUGAUGGCACAGAGGAUCUAAGCCAGAGCUCCUCCAAUGACACUCCUGCACCGAACAGACCUGUGUGCCAACCCUGUAGCACUGGGGCACACACUGACACCUCGGCAGAAGAUGACAGCUCUAAAGAGGACGAAGACGGGAUGGAGGUUGUUUCAGAAGACAAAUCUGAGGAGUCGAGUCAAGAGACUUCAUCUGAAGAGAUAUUUGAAGAGAAGGCAGAAGUUGAGUUAGAAGAAUCUAAUGAAGCACUGGAAGAGGAAGUUCUUCAGACUGAAGAUGAAGCAGGUGCAGAAGAGGAGCUUUCUCAGACUGAAGAGGAGGCAGUUGAGGAAGAGGAGGUUCUUCAGAUUCAAGAUGCAGCCAAAGCAUCUGCGAAAGUGGAUAAAUCAACCCCCUCAGGUCCUGCCACAAGAGAUCAGACUCACAUUGACGAGACGCUGCGUCUGGCAACGGCUGAAGCUUCGCAGGAAUUUGUCGAUGCUCUGAAGAAGCUGCAGCAUGUCUACAACACCGCAAUUAAACCCUUGGACAAGGCCUACAAAUACAAUGAGCUCCGGCAGCACGAAGUGUCAGAGGCAGAGAUCACAUCUAAGCCCAUGGUUCUGUUCCUUGGUCCUUGGAGCGUUGGCAAGUCUUCCAUGAUCAAUUAUCUUCUGGGUCUCCAUGGCACUUCACAACAGCUUUACACUGGGGCGGAGCCCACAACCUCAGAAUACACUGUACUGAUGCACGGUGAGAAGUUUCGCACCAUCGAGGGCAUUGUCAUGGCGGCAGACAGUUCCCGCUCUUUCUCCCCGCUGGAGAGGUUUGGUCAGGGGUUUCUGGAAAAGCUGGUGGGAAUCGAGAUGCCGCACAAACUCCUGGAGCGCGUCACCUUUGUGGACACGCCUGGAAUCAUCGAGAACCGCAAACAACAAGAGAGAGGGUACCCCUACAGUGAAGUCUGCCAGUGGUUUAUCGACCGCGCUGAUCUCAUCUUCCUGGUGUUUGACCCAACCAAACUGGACGUCGGAUUAGAACUAGAAAUGCUGUUCAGACAGAUGAAGGGACGCGAGUCACAGAUCCGUAUCAUCCUCAACAAGGCUGACAGUUUAACAACCCAGGACCUAAUGCGCGUGUACGGCGCCCUCUUCUGGAGCAUGGCACCCUUGAUUAAUGUGACAGAGCCACCACGUGUGUACGUGAGCUCCUUUUGGCCCCAGGAAUACGCUCCUGACACAAACAGAGACCUUUUUAAACGUGAAGAGAUCUCUCUGCUGGAGGACCUGAAUCAGGUCAUCGAGAACCGGCUACAAAACAAAAUCGCCUUCAUCCGGCAGCACGGCAUCCGCGUGCGCAUCCACGCCCUCCUGGUUGACCGCUACCUGCAGACCUAUUAUGAGAAGCUGGGCUGGUUUAGUGACCCACAUGAGGUCUUCAACGAUAUUGUGAGCGAUCCUGACAAAUUCUACAUCUUCAAGUCCAUUCUGGCCAAGACCAAUGUGAGUAAGUUCGACUUGCCAGAAGCGGAGGCGUAUCGGGACUUCUUCGGAGUCAAUCCUCCUGGCGGCUUUAAGCUCCUCUCCUCAUACUGCGGCUGGUCAGGCGGAUGCCUGAUGGAGAAGAUUGAGAAGGCCAUCACAGAUGAGCUGCCGGCUUUGAUCAGCAGUCUGGCAGAGAAACGGGAAGCCAAGGCAGAGGCAGCUGCAGAAACCAAAGAGAAACCCCAAAACCGUUGGAGGAGACAGCAAUAGAAGAAUGAUGGGAGAUGUUGGGAAUAUGGAAGAGUGGCACCAAAGCGAUGAAUGAGAGAGUAGAAGUGACACAGAUGAGAUUCACAUCAAUGGAAAGCCAGUUAAACACAGUGUGUACAGACUUUUACCACUCUAUAAAGCAAACCUGAAUGAAGGGAAGCAGUGUGCCGUUUUUCUUCCUUUUCUGUUAUUGGUUUUCUUCCUUGUUCAAAUUUAACUCAGCUUGCAAAAAAUGUAUUUAUACUGUUCAAAAUAAAUAACGUCAUAAUCUUAUUUAUUUAUUGUUUGAAUGCCAUUUUGAAAGUGUGAAUUAUGGAAGCUUGUUUCUGCUACAGGAUAAAAAAGUUAAUUGUGAAUUUUUACCUUAUGAUACUUUUUUUUUUUUUUAGAAAAAAAAGUCAGAACUGGUAGAUAAUACCCAGAAUUGAAAAAAAUAAUAUAUCUUCAGCAUCUAUGUUGCAGAUCUGACUUUUUAUUUUAUUUUAUUUUAUUGAGUUCAUAACUCUGAAAUGUGAGCUCGGAUGUCACAAUUACCUUAUUUUAUUAUAUUUUUUCUCUAUGCCAUGAUUGAAACGAUGAAUAUGCUGUAUGUGGUAGAACGUUUAUCUUGACUUCAUUACUUCAGUUCCACUUGUACAUAUUGAUCAUAUUCCUCUGCACAAUUUACUGGUGUUGGUACAAGUUGUUGGUACAGUAAAUGAGAUGAUAAAUGUU